Phragmites australis (common reed) is the source of this 2132-nucleotide messenger RNA. RefSeq names its product pentatricopeptide repeat-containing protein At4g02750-like. NCBI's taxonomy places the organism in Eukaryota, Viridiplantae, Streptophyta, Magnoliopsida, Poales, Poaceae. Gene Ontology annotation, biological process: RNA modification. The record is from RefSeq and is a predicted model, not a curated record. Gene Ontology annotation, molecular function: RNA binding; protein binding; zinc ion binding.
UCCCGAGCCCGACACCUUCUCCUACAACACGCUCCUCCACUAGCUGGUGGUCUCGUCGUCCCUGGCCGACGCGCGCGGCCUGUUCGACGAAAUGCCCGUGAAGGACGCGGAGGAUGAUGGAGGAGGCAAAAGGGUUGUUUGAUGCUAUGCCCUGCAGGAAUGUGGCUUCGUGGAACACAAUGUUGAUAGGGUACGCUCAGGUUGGGAUGUUGGAAGAAGCGAGGACAAUUUUUGACAUGAUGCCACAGAAGGAUGCGGUCUCGUGGGCUGCAAUGCUGGCUGCAUAUUCACAGGGUGGUUUCAGUGAGGAAACCCUGCAAUUGUUCAUAGAGAUGGGGCGCUGUGGUGAAUGGGUGAAUAGGUCAGCAUUUGCUUGUGUUUUGAGCACAUGUGCUGACAUUGCUGCGCUUGAGUGUGGAAUGCAACUGCAUGGUAGGUUGAUUAAGGCUGGUUAUGGGGGGGGGGGGGGCUGCUUUGUCGGGAAUGCACUCCCUAUGUAUUUCAAAUGUGGGAACAUGGAGGACGCUCGCAAUGCAUUUGAGGAGAUGGAGAGGGAUGCAGUUUCAUGGAAUACUAUGAUUGCAGGCUAUGCUCAGCACGGUUUUGGCAAGGAAGCUCUUGAGGUUUUUGAUACAAUGAGUACAGCGUCUACCAAGCCAGAUGAUAUUACUUUGGUUGGAGUACUUGCAGCAUGUAGUCAUUCUAGCUUGGUCGAGAAAGGCAUUUCAUACUUUUAUUCAAUGUACCGUGAUUUUGGUGUGACAGCAAAACCUGAACACUACACUUGUAUGAUAGACCUCCUUGGACGGGCUGGAACAUUGGAUGAAGCACUUAAUCUUAUGAAGGACACGUGGUUUGAGCCCGACUCUACCAUGUGGGGUGCCUUACUUGGUGCAAGUAGGAUCUACCGCAACUCCGAACUAGGCAGGAGUGCAGCUGAGAAAAUAUUUGAGUUGGAACCUGAAAAUGCUGGCAUGUAUGUCUUGCUUUCAAAUAUAUAUGCGUCCUCUGGCAAAUGGUGUGAUGUGGACAAAAUGAGACUUACGAUGCAUGAGCGUGGUGUGAAGAAGGUUCCUGGUUUCAGUUGGAUUGAAGUACAGAACAAAGUCCACACUUUCUCAGUGGGUGAUUGUGUGCAUCCUGAGAAAGAAAACAUAUAUGCUUUCCUGGAAGACCUUGACAUCAGGAUGAAGAAGGCUGGCUAUGUAUCAACUACAGAUAUGGUUUUGCAUGACGUGGAGGAAGAGAAGGAGCACAUGCUCAAGUAUCAUAGCGAGAAGCUUGCUGUUGCUUAUGGUAUUCUAAAAAUUCCUCCUGGGAGGCCGAUCCGGGUGAUAAAAGACCUGAGAGUGUGCAGAGACUGUCACACUGCUUUCAAGUAUAUCUCUGCUAUUGUGGGCAGGCUGAUCAUAUUGCGGGAUUCCAACCGUUUUCACCAUUUUAGAGAUGGUUCAUGUUCAUGUGGUGAUUACUGGUGACGAUGAGUAGAUAUUUUGUGCAAGAAAUUAGGAAGGAACUGCAGUUGACACUGAAAAAAUAAUAAUGCAAUGCAGGCUAGAGACAAAAAAUAGUAGGCAUCCUCAUAUCUGGAUCUGGCCAUGUUAGCCACUAGACCAGCUACUUUUAGUACUGGUUCAAAAAGAUUAUUCUAGUGAUUUGCCACAUUCAAGGCUUUCAAUUCACUGGUGAAAAUUGAGAUUGAUACCUCAAGAAGAGGAAAAAAAGAUACCGAGAGAGAGAGAGGAAAAAACCCUACAAAGUGCAUCCUCAUAUGAUGGAAGCAUUGCUUCAUUGUCUCUGUUCACAAGUUUGCUAGCAUUUAUUGGUUAGAUGACCCUUGGAUGUAAAGAUGCUAUCCCUUGUAAUUUGUCAAUAGGGAGAGAUCAACAGAGACAGGCAUCAGCUUAGGUGUGGCAUUGGAAUAUUCAAGAGGAUGCCGGUAUUCAGUGAAAUAUUCUUUAUUGAGCUUGAAUAUCAUUGGAGUUGCCAAACCAAGCGGAAGGAAGCAAUUGCAGAGAUAUUUCAUCAUGCCAUUUUUUUGUCAGAAUAACAAUUAUGGAAAAAUGUAAAGAUCCUUCAUUGACUCAGGUAUACUGUGCAUGAACAAUCAGCUGCUGCUGAUAUUAUCUGAA